Messenger RNA from Gymnodraco acuticeps, 3316 nucleotides. RefSeq names its product nuclear transcription factor Y, alpha, like (gene nfyal). The transcript is spliced from 10 exons. Gene Ontology annotation, cellular component: CCAAT-binding factor complex. Lineage: Eukaryota; Metazoa; Chordata; Actinopteri; Perciformes; Bathydraconidae. Bases 324 to 1391 code for a protein of 355 amino acids. Gene Ontology annotation, biological process: regulation of transcription by RNA polymerase II. The record is from RefSeq and is a predicted model, not a curated record. Gene Ontology annotation, molecular function: RNA polymerase II cis-regulatory region sequence-specific DNA binding; DNA-binding transcription factor activity, RNA polymerase II-specific.
GCUUUUUUAGCGUUUACCACGCUGUUCGCUAGCUGACUGACGCUAGCAUUUAGCUCCCACGACACCUAGCACAACACCUCGUUAAACCAAGCCAGCAGCUGAUAUCAAACAAUCAGUCCUUUAAUAUCAAUAUCCUUUAAAUGUCAGACAUUACAUUUGACAUACGAGGAUUAGUGGAAAUAUAAAAGGCCGUGCCUGUUUUAAAUAUUGUCUAAUCAAACAAUGAGUUGGCAGCACUAACCUUAGAUAUCGUUUGGAAACCCCUUGUUUUUUUCCAUGGGUGAUAUGAGGUUUUCAGAGAGAUUUUUGACAAAUAACAAGCCAUGGAGCAGUACACCACUGCCACCACUUCUAAUGGGGAGCAAAUAGUUGUGCAGACUUCCAAUGGACAGAUCCAACAGCAGACACAGGGCACAGUGACGGCUGUGCAGCUGCAGACAGAGGCGCCAGUGGUGACGGCCUCAGGCCAGCAGGUGCAAACACUCCAGGUAGUCCAGGGACAGCCUCUGAUGGUCCAGGUGAGCGGCGGGCAGCUCAUCACAUCAUCAGGGCAACCCAUAAUGGUGCAGGCCAUGUCGGGGGGACAGGGUCAAACCAUAAUGCAGGUCCCUGUGUCUGGAGCUCAGGGGUUACAGCAGAUCCAGCUGGUGCAGCCGGGUCAGAUCCAGCUGCAGGGCGGUCAGACCAUCCAGCUGCAGGGCCAGCAGGGUCAGCCCCAGCAGAUCAUCAUCCAGCAGCCCCAGCAAGCCACCAUUGCUGGACAGAACCAGGGGCAGCAGAUCAGCGUGCAGGGCCAACAGGUGGCACAGACGGCCGACGGACAGACCAUCGUCUAUCAGCCUGUCAAUGCAGAUGGCACUGUCCUGCAGCAGGGAAUGAUCACAAUUCCAGCUUCCAGUUUGGCCGGCGCCCAGAUUGUGCAGGCAGGCGGUGCCAACACAAACACUACUAACAGCGGCCAAGGCACUGUGACCGUAACCCUGCCUGGUAACAUGGUCAAUUCAGGUGGAAUGGUCAUGGUAAGACCCGGUGCAGAGAUGGUGCCUGGCGGUGGUGCAGUUCCUACAAUGCAGCGUAUCCCCCUGCCAGGGGCCGAGAUGCUGGAGGAGGAACCUCUCUACGUCAAUGCCAAACAGUACCACCGCAUCCUGAAGAGAAGACAGGCUAGAGCCAAGCUCGAGGCUGAGGGCAAGAUCCCCAAAGAAAGGAGGCAAAAGUACCUUCACGAGUCUCGCCACCGCCACGCCAUGCAGCGCAAGCGAGGCGAUGGAGGACGUUUCUUUUCACCUAAGGACAAGGAGGAAAUGGCUUUGGCUCUGGCACAGCAACAGCAGGAAGCGGCCCAGGCAGCAGGAGAGGAGACGGUGGCUCAGAUGAUCCGAGUCUCAUAGCACCGCCGCAACACUUCUGCCUGUGAACUCUGCGCUGCCUGAAACUCUUCAUCCCAGCUAACCUGAUCUGCCGCACCUUCUUCCCUCACUUUUACUCUCUCCUGCCUGAUUGUCAUAUGCCAAACGCCAGCGCCACCACUAGAUCUCUUCUGAUAUCUCUCCCUUCCUACACUGGUCUUCCAGGCAGUUGACUGUGUGGCUGCUUCUCUGAAAGGGAGGGUCCUUUCCUUCUCCGCCUAUCUGGUUAAGUGUUUAUAAACAGGUUUUCAUUUUCAUAAGGAUUUGUUCAGAUUACUGAAAAUGGAAGUUAUGGGUAACUAGGGCUAAUCACACUUCAAAUAACCUCUGUGAAGCCUUGUCGGACCCCGUUAACAAAAUCCAAUUUGCUACCAGUGAAUAAUUAUUGCUUUUUAAUAUUUUUUGUAAAUGGUACAGAUUUAUUUUCAGAGACACUCAUUAAGCAUGGAUUUAACCUUUUAUGUGAUGCCAUAUAUUUCCCUUUUUUUUCAACCCAUUUACGGUGGGGACGGACUCAGCAUCAUAAGUCCAACCUGUGUCCACUGAGCAGAAAAUGAAAAGAGAACUAAUGUGAACAUAUUGUACAGAAAUUUGUUUCCCCCCCUCCGUGUGUAUCUGGUGUACUAAUUAGUUUUCCCAUUUCUGUGGAUGCAUUUUAGACAGUGUCUGUAGAAACACAAUGACUAAAUGUUUAAUUACAUUACACAUAAUAUCCAUGUAGUUACUUCCUUAUUGUUCUCAGUUGUUUUUUUUCAUUGUAGAUAAUAGAUUUUUUUUACCCAUCAAAUGCAGUACUGCAAUGUUUUGUUCUUUUUAUAAUGGAAAAAAGGGUAAAAGAUUCAUGAAACCUAUGUCCAUUAAGUGACUCAAGGUUGUUUGUGGUUACUUCUUCAAUCCCAGUUUUGGCUAGUUAAGAAAUCCUUUGAAUUAUAUCCAUUGGCAUGCUGUAAAAGUUGUAGUUCAAUAUUUUGCUUUUGGGUAGUUUAAUCAACAUAAUAUAUAUCAUUUUUAGAAAUAGAGUGUGCUAGAAUUACGAAGUAGCCAGAAAUAUAAAUGCUCAAGUUAAGUACAAGUACUCCAAACUAGUUUUAAGUACAGCACUGAUAAAUAUUUAAUUGAUAUUCUGAUUUAUUUAGACUACACCAAAUGGUAGAAACAUAGAAUAAAAACAGUAGUACAAAGGUAAACAGAAUAAUAAAUAUCUUAUCAAGUAAUUUGAAGAGAAUGAACAUUAUUUGACAAGCAUCUUGUUUACAAAAUAGACUUGGUUUAUCUGUCUGCAAAAAUGUUGUCAACCAGAAAUGUUUUCGACUCUCAAUCUAGGGAGGUUGUGGCUCAGUGGUUAGUGCGCUGAUCUUCGGAUCACGGGGGCACUGGUUCGAAUCCUGCUGCAGUCAACAUUCCACUGUGUCCUUGGACAAGACACUUCACCCUAAAUUGUUCAUGUGGGAAUUGCCCACAGUAUUGAAUGUAUAUAAGUCGCUUUGGACAAAAGCGUCUAACAAGUGACAUGUAAUGUAACCAUGGGUGUUUGUUCACAUUCAAACAAACUGAUAUUUUUUCCCCAAAAAGUUAUUACAUAAAUGGCAAAACAUAUGAUUAUUUUCCAGAUCUUUUUAUCCUACUGCAUUUUUAUGAAUCUAGGUAUUAGAAACUCAAAAGUACAAAUAGCUUGGACAUGGCUCCUGUUUUUCACAAAGGAGACACUUUUCAAUGUUAGUCCCCUUUCGAUUUACAAUGCAAGUCACAUACUCUGGAGCUCCACUUCUGCAGGAACCUCUGCUCUAGAUCAAUGGUUUUAACCAAAUUAUUACCACCAUUCAAAUUGUAAAUAUUUGUAUUUCUGUUAAAAGUGGCAUAACAAUUUAACAUAAUUAAAUAAAUGUGUCUCCCGAUAUGGGACGAAA